Messenger RNA from Pangasianodon hypophthalmus (striped catfish), 1959 nucleotides. RefSeq names its product BAF chromatin remodeling complex subunit BCL7B a (gene bcl7ba). The coding region runs from base 288 to 884 and encodes 198 amino acids. Lineage: Eukaryota; Metazoa; Chordata; Actinopteri; Siluriformes; Pangasiidae. The record is from RefSeq and is a predicted model, not a curated record. The transcript has 7 exons.
ACAGAACCAUUUGACUAAAGAGGUGGGAUCAUUGAAGGCGGAUCUCGCGAGUUCUCGCGAUAUUUUGUGAACGUGACGGCGAGAGCGACACGAUUGCGGCUAAAAGAGGAAGCUAACUAGUUACUUCAGACUUUAAGAAUCCCAUUUAAACAUGUCGGGGCGCUCGGUUCGCGCGGAGACACGAAGCCGGGCUAAAGAUGACAUUAAGAAGGUGAUGGCGGCGAUCGAACGAGUCCGGAGAUGUUCACUACACGUCCACUGUGGAAGUGACACCUGAGGAUUCAGUAAUGUCUUCUACACUCAGUCUGGAGCACUGCAUGGAGAAAAAGUGGGUGACUGUAGGAGACACGUCUCUGAGGAUAUUCAAAUGGGUUCCUGUAGUGGACACGAAGGAGAAGGAGAAGAAUAAAGUUCCAGCUGCUGCUGAGGUUCAGAUAAACACUUUCUCUUCGGAGGAAACGACUGAAAACUCCUGCACUACUCUACUGGAUUACCAAGAUGAGAACAGCAGUCACAGCUCUCUCUCAGACUCGUUCCAGAGUAAAGUGAUCCCCGCCGACAGCAGCACCAACUCCAGUCCUCAGCGCAGUGAGCCCGUCAGCCCCGCCACACACACUCUCACACACACUCUCACACACUCACACACACACUCACACACUCACGAGUACCGACCUGACGAGCCACCGCCACCCACACUCGGCCAGGAGUGUCUGGAGGAGGCGUCGCUGCAGCGUGAGAUGGCUGAUGAACCGCCGACGCUGAUUAAAGAAGAUAUUUCACCUGUUGCAACUCAGGAAGAGGAAGAAGAAAACUCUGGAGCUCCGCCUCUUAAAAGAGUGUGUACUGAGCAGAUGUCUGUUAUCCAGUCUGCUCUGUCCAGUUAACACACACACACACACGCUCACACACACACACACACACACACACACACACACACACACACACACACACAAUGACAGAUCCUACUGUAUAAUCAGUGUGAUGAGACAUUCCUGUACUGAAGGAAAGUAAGCGUUUGGCUUCGUGACCAGCAGCAGGGCUGCAGUGUGAAGGCUCCGGUGUUACACAGCUGCAAGGCAUUCUGGGUAAAACAGCGCUAGACAGUGAGCGAGGCAGGACCGAGUGUCCUGAGGGAACUUCAGCACUUCACUCACACUCUGGAGAGAGUGAUAAAUAGGACAAGAUAAAUGUUCAAAACAUUCUUUUUUAAAUUUUACACCAUUUCACAGGUUGCACUCGGGGACAAUUUCACCACCACGGAAAAGACAAUCAAUUCAUUUCCCUAUGAACAUGUUUAUCACUAAAAUAAAACCAGGUUUUAUUUAACAGUAACAGUUAGCAUUGUCCUGAAGUUUGUCCUGCAGUUCAUCAACAUUUCCUUCAUAACUGCUACAAAUCACAACUUUAAUGAAAAGUCAAACAUAACGUUUAUUUUUCUUAUUUUACAAAUUUCCUGCGAGUUCGUUUAUUUAGCUCACAGUCUGUUACAGUGAAUUGUGAACACACCUAAAUUACAUCUCUAUAUACCCCAAUAUUCUGUACGUAUACAUAAAUAUAGAUUAUACUGUAGAGAAUGUUUAUCUUACGGUUAAAAAGGAGUAAAUAAUAAUAUUGAGAUAAUUUAUGCACUCUUAUUGUUGCGUUAAAUAAAUUAAAAUAAAGAAAAUCUAAUUUCCUCCUCAUACAGUCAUGUUUAAUUAAUGAUGGAAUAACUUUUAGUUUAUUUUCAUUUAUUUGAAGCUUCUGUUUUUGGGUGAUAUCGGGCAUUUUUAAUUUUUAUAAUUCUUCAUUAUCAUGCUUAUAUGAAUGAAAGAGGUUUUGAUUUUGAAGUGACAGCUGAUGAUGAUGAUGAUGAUGAUGAUGAUGAUGAUGAGGUUUAUUACUGUACACUGGUUAAGUGGCACAUUGAUGUUGAAUUUAUAUUAUUAUUUAAAAUGUCAUUAAAAUAUUAGAACCUUC